Molecule: messenger RNA, 1557 nt
Organism: Manihot esculenta (cassava)
Lineage: Eukaryota; Viridiplantae; Streptophyta; Magnoliopsida; Malpighiales; Euphorbiaceae
Product: branched-chain amino acid aminotransferase 2, chloroplastic
Exons: 10
Coding region: 16-1368 (450 amino acids)
Biological process (GO): branched-chain amino acid metabolic process
Cellular component (GO): chloroplast
Molecular function (GO): branched-chain-amino-acid:2-oxoglutarate transaminase activity
Source: RefSeq, a predicted model, not a curated record
GCAGUAUAAAAGGCCAUGGAAUCGUCCCACGCUCAGAGCUUCCUCCUCUUCUUUCAAAGGCACGCUUUUGCUCUCAGACUCCAGAGGAAGAGACCACAAACACGGCCUCAAAUGGAGAGUGCUGCUCUGCUUCAUAAUUACCUUCUUGUCCCUUCCCGUAAUUCUUCUUCUUCUUCUCCUCUCCUUCAUCUUCCUUCCUCCUCUGACCGCUCGCUUCAUUUCUCUCCUUCUCCUUCUUCUCUGUCUCUCAAGUUGCUGAAGGGAGAGAGUCUUUCUUCUAAUGCCUUGCAAGCUGUCUCUCCUUUCAGGCGUCACGCUGUAGUAUCUGAUACUUACAGCAGUGAAACAACUGAAUUAGCUGAUAUAGACUGGGACAGCCUUGGCUUUGCAUAUGUUCCCACUGACUAUAUGUAUACCAUGAAAUGUGUGAGAGGUGGAAGCUUUUCUAAAGGUGAAUUACAACGAUUUGGGAAUAUUGAGUUGAAUCCCUCAGCGGGUGUCUUAAACUACGGGCAGGGAUUAUUUGAAGGCUUGAAAGCCUACAGGAAAGUAGAUGGUAAUAUUCUCCUGUUUCGUCCUGAAGAAAAUGCAUUGCGUAUGAAAAUAGGUGCAGAAAGGAUGUGCAUGCCAUCACCUACAGUUGAACAGUUUGUGGAAGCUGUGAAAGCAACUGUUUUAGCAAACAAACGUUGGGUUCCCCCUCCAGGUAAAGGUUCCUUGUAUAUCAGGCCAUUGCUAAUGGGAACUGGAACUGUUCUUGGUGUUGCACCUGCUCCAGAGUACACCCUUCUAAUUUAUGUUUCACCUGUAGGAAACUAUUUUAAGGAAGGUGUGGCCGCAAUUAAUUUGGUUGUUGAGCAUGAAUUGCAUCGAGCAACUCCUGGUGGUACUGGAGGUGUUAAGACUAUAGGGAACUAUGCUGCUGUUCUCAAGGCACAGUCUAUUGCAAAAGCCAAAGGAUAUUCUGAUGUUCUAUAUCUAGAUUGUGUUCAUAAAAAGUAUCUGGAGGAGGUUUCAUCUUGCAAUAUUUUUGUUGUGAAGGAUAAUGUUAUCUCUACUCCUUCCAUAAAAGGGACAAUUCUUCCUGGCAUUACAAGGAAGAGUAUAAUUGAUGUUGCUCGAAGCCAAGGAUUCCAGGUUGAAGAACGACUAGUGGCAGUGGAUGAAUUGUUUGAUGCUGACGAAGUGUUUUGUACCGGAACAGCAGUGGUUGUGUCACCUGUGGGCAGCAUCACAUACAAGGGUAAAAGGGUGUCUUAUGGAGAAGGUGGCUUUGGUGCUGUUUCACAACAGCUGUAUACUGUACUUACUAGACUACAGAUGGGCCUAAUAGAGGACAAGAUGAACUGGACUGUUGAGCUGAAAUAAGCAGUCAAAUAAUCAAUAUUAGCAUUUUGCAUUAUGAGAUGUGUGGAGGUAUCCACCUUGUGGCAGUUGGAAGCUGUUUCUCAGUGAUAUAUGUAAGAUAGUAUCUUAUAGCAUGUUGGAGCUAUGUGUUUAAUGGUAAUGCAAAAGUAAAUAAAUAAAUAAUAAUAAUUUAAAAUUUCAUCAGAUAAA